AUGCCUCCUUCUCGCACGUCCAACCGCAAGCGCCAGGCUGGCUCCAAGUCUGCCUCGCCCGAACCGCCAUCGAAGAGACGCGCCAAUGGCAAUUCCUCUCCAAAGAAAGGGUCGACACAGGAUGAUGAUGACAACAACGGUUAUGUCCUAAGAGAGUUUUAUCCCCCAGAGAUGAGUAACAAACGAUGCCUGGAAUACGCGCAUGACGAGAUUACAAGACCUAUCGAGGAGCUCCAAACCGCGAUUGAAGAAACAGCAGAGGCUCGCAAAAACAUUAAAGUUAAAAACUCCGUUGUACAUUGGUUCAAACGAGAUCUCCGCACGCAAGACAAUAAAUCAUUGGCUUUGGCAAGUGAGAAGGCGAAGGAUGCUGGUGUACCGUUGAUCGCGCUGUUUAUUGUCAGUCCACAAGAUUAUCAGGCCCAUCUGACCAGCUCGCCUCGCGUCGAUUUUGAGCUGCGGACGCUACAGAUUCUUAAGAAAGAUCUGGCGCAGCUGGAUAUCCCACUAUACGUGGAGACGGUGGAGAAGAGAAAGAAAGUUCCGUCCCGAGUUGUUGAGCUCUGCAACGAGUGGGGCGCCAGUCAUGUUUUCUGCAAUAUCGAAUAUGAAGUAGACGAGUUACGGCGUGAAGCGAAAUUAACACGACUCUGCGCUGAGAAAGGCAUUGAAUUUUCAGCUGUCCAUGAUACUUGUGUUGUCCCGCCAGGUGAGCUGGCAAGCCAGCAGGGCAAACAGUACGCUGUUUAUAGUCCAUGGUUCCGAGCAUGGAUUGCGCAUCUGCAUAGCAAUCCUGAUCUUCUGGAAAAAUACGAUUCGCCAGGAAAGAAUUCAAAAGACUCAAGAGAAAAAUUCAAGAAUCUGUUUGAUAGUUCUAUCCCAGAUGCGCCGGCUAACAAGAUGUUGAACGACGAAGAGAAGAAGCGAUUCCACAGUCUUUGGCCGGCCGGCGAGCAUGAAGCUCACGACCGACUGGAUAAGUUCUUGAAUCAGAAGAUUGGACACUACACAGAGACAAGGAACUAUCCUGCGGCAAACAGUACUGCUUUGCUCAGCGUGCAUUUCUCAUCUGGAACACUCAGCGCACGGACGGCAGUCCGGCAGGCGCGCGACGCAAACACGACGAAGAAGCUGGACGGAGGGAACUCGGGCAUCACUGGGUGGAUCAGCGAGGUUGCCUGGAGAGAUUUUUACAAGCAUGUUCUUGUUCAUUGGCCAUAUAUCUGCAUGAAUAAACCAUUCAAACCAGAAUAUGCAAACAUUGAAUGGUCCUAUUCCGAAGAUAAUUUUCAGAAGUGGUGCCAAGGUCAAACAGGGUACCCAAUCGUUGACGCGGCCAUGCACCAACUCAAUCACAUGGGCUACAUGCAUAACCGGUGCCGCAUGAUCGUGGCUUCUUUUCUGUCAAAGCACUUACUCAUCGAUUGGCGCAAAGGCGAGCGCUACUUUAUGGAACACUUGAUCGAUGGCGAUUUUGCCAGCAAUAAUGGUGGUUGGGGUUUCUCCUCGUCCACCGGUGUCGACCCUCAGCCAUAUUUUAGAAUUUUUAAUCCGUUGAUGCAGAGUGAGCGAUUUGACCCUGAAGGAGAGUAUAUUCGCAAGUGGCUACCUGAGCUCAAGGACGUGGAAGGAAAAGCGAUUCACGCGCCUUAUGAGAGAGGAGCCGAGAAAAUCGCCGCGAAGAACAAUUACCCUAAACCGAUGAUAGAGCACAAAUUUGGCAGAGACCGCGCGCUGUCAAAGUACAAGGAAGGACUAGGAAGGGACACAGCAUGA
Molecule: messenger RNA, 1776 nt
Organism: Xylona heveae TC161
Lineage: Eukaryota; Fungi; Ascomycota; Xylonomycetes; Xylonales; Xylonaceae
Product: CDP photolyase
Exons: 2
Coding region: 1-1776 (591 amino acids)
Biological process (GO): circadian regulation of gene expression; entrainment of circadian clock by photoperiod
Cellular component (GO): cytoplasm; nucleus
Molecular function (GO): FAD binding; DNA binding
Source: RefSeq, a predicted model, not a curated record